AUGCGACGCGUCGAGGUUCCACCACGACCCAACUCAAUUAAGCUCUUGAAGAGCCAGGGCCUGGUCUACGCUGACAUGCCCGGCCUAACAAAAGACCAGCCAUAUUGGCCGGAUGACAGAUACUACUCUUUUACCAGUGAAGAAAUCGAGCUAAUCGAAGAAGCGGGAAAAGAUGUCUUUGGCAUGUGUUGCGAAGCGGCUGAAUAUCUAGUCCAAAAUCCCGACGUCAUCGUCAACAGGAUGGCAAUACCGGCAUUUGCGCUCCAGCAAAUCAAGGAGUCCUGGCACCGUGACCCAUCCUGGGGCAGCGUCUACGGAAGAUUUGACUUUUCGUUUGGCGGCCUCGAUCAUCCGGAUCCGCAACUGCGACUUCCCAAAUUCUACGAGUUCAACGCGGACACGCCGACAUCGCUCGUCGAAGCUGCAUGCGCUCAGUGGCACUGGCUCGAGCAGACCGGGCAAGGUCAAGAUCAAUUCAACUCCAUUGCCGAGAGGCUCGUCGAGGCUUGGAAAAGAAACCUUGACUUGAUACAGAAAAAGAUUGGUCACCCGGUCAAGGUGCAUUUUGCCAUCGGAAUGGGAGACGACUCGGGGGAGGAGGUCAUGAACCUAGCAUUGCUCAUGGACACGUGUCAGCAGGCCGGUUGGCUCACCAAGAGUUUGUUCAUGGAGCAGAUACAAAUGCAUCCAGACGGGCGGUUCCACGAUCAUGAAGGGGAGCAUAUAGACGUGCUGUUCAAGCUGUAUCCCUAUGAGUUCCUUGCGGAGGAAGCUGCUGCCGAGGCCGUGUUUAAGGACAUGAACAGAGUUGGACUACGCGAUGCUAAUGGAAAAUACAUCGGAGGCACGGUGUGGAUUGAACCUCCGUACAAGAUGCUCUGGAGCAAUAAAGCCUUGUUUGCGAUUCUUUGGCAGCUCUUCAAGGACGAUCCGCGCAGCAAGUGGUUACUGCCGACGUAUUUUGAGAGCGAAAAGCCAGAGUCGCUAACCAAGUACGCUCGAAAGCCUAUUUUCUCUCGAGAAGGAAAGGGGAUUACACUCGUGGAUGACGGCAACGUCCUCGUAGAUGCGUCGACAAGCGAGUUUGGCAAGGAAGGGUUCAUCGUGCAAGAGCUCUCGGUGCCAGCAAAGUUUGAGGACGGGAAGGGCAACAACAUGUACGCUGUGCCUGGUCUUUGGUUUGUAGAUGGUGAGUCUGCUGGCAUGGGUAUCCGCGAGGAUUCAGGUCCGAUUACGUCGAAUUCCUCUGUGUUUACUCCGCACUCCAUUUCAGAUGGACCGUUGCAGUACACGCCGAGUAAAGUCCCGACCCUUGACGAGAUUGACGCGUCGCUGAGCAUUUAUAAGUCUCUGAGUGACGGAGGGCAUACUGGCCUUCCGACUGACAUUCACAACCUCAUCUACCACUCCGACUUCGCCCCAGAUCAGGUUGUAGUAGUUGAAACAGUUACAUGA
This is a messenger RNA of Pochonia chlamydosporia 170, 1455 nucleotides long. Its product is annotated as glutathionylspermidine synthase. The transcript has a single exon. The coding region runs from base 1 to 1455 and encodes 484 amino acids. Lineage: Eukaryota; Fungi; Ascomycota; Sordariomycetes; Hypocreales; Clavicipitaceae. The record is from RefSeq and is a predicted model, not a curated record.